AUGGCCAUAGGCUUACUGAAGUUGUACUUUACGUUACAAGAAAAAAAAUACAGCAAUGACCUCCGUAAUAAAAAAAAGUCUGCAAAUAAACGCAUCCGAGAUCAGCUUUGGCUUGCCACAGACAAAAAAGACGAGCAGGAGCUUGAUCACGCCAUCUGUGCAUUCGAGAAGAACAAACUUGAGGACAAUGGUGACUUAACGGACGCCAAAGAGAAACUUUCCUACCUCAUGCUCAGGAAAGAAAUUCGUGACGCGAUGCUGCGGCGACAUCCCGGAGUACUGGACAAGGCCAUACAAAAUGUUGAGGAGUCUCCGUACCAGUUCAAUCUUCAACACUACUUGGACCGGGCCCGUGAACUAAGACAACACCUGACAGAGUUGGACACCUACAGACACGACAUCCUCGAGAUGGACCAGUCCACCAUUUCAGAGAUUCGUUCUUACCAUCACCCGCCAGAUGGCGUUCACGAAACAAUGACGUCCACCUACCUAAUCUUAGGCUACAAGGAGUGCGAACUAACGGAGUGGUCAGAUAUCCAGUGCCUGCUGGGUCGUUACGGCAAAGAGAGUCUGAUGCGAGAGGUUAAAAAUGCGGACACGGUCAACAUGACGGAUCAGACGGCAUCCCGGGUCGAUGAACUUCAGUCCAAAUUUACGUCAGACAAGAUCCGUGCCGUCAGUUGUGGCGCGGCCACCUUCUAUGUCUGGAACAACAAUAUGUGUGAUAAAUUCUCCAAAGACAACGCUGAUGGUAAACAGUCAAAAGCUUCAAAUGAGGCACCGGCUACUCCGGCCAGUACGAAAGGACGGAAGAAAAACAAAGGCUAGCUUUGGAUACAUCAGAUGACGUCGACUUCCGUUUUCGAUCCAGGCGAAAUUUACAACUGUGCCAUUCCAAGGCUGACAAUUCUUAUCUUUUAGAUAUUUGUCAUAGAAUCAGUCAUAUAGAGCAUGUCCUCACUGUAAAGGAAAAUCGACGUGCUAAGUUUCCUUCAGCUUGCCAAAUUACAGAUAUUUUCUAGGUUCUUUUCGGAAAUGUAUGGUCGAGAAACGCUGAUUGAAGGACUUCAAACACAUGUGAUAAAGAAAUCUGUGAUACAAAUAAUGCUUUGUUUUACCUACUAGGUAUUUCCAUUUAUCAUUUUUCAUACAAAAUAUUUAUUGCAUCAAUGCUGCAAAAUCCAGCAUUUUUUUAAAAAUUACAUGUAUCAGUAUAUUGACAUUGUAUUUAUUUUAUUGCACAUUUCCAUGUAGAAUUAAACCUAGUCAGCUGGUACUGUGUCUCCUUUCAAGGUGAAAACUGGUAUGUUUUAAUGUGCACUUGUAUUCAUAUAGGUAUUAUCUCUAUAAAUACAUAUGGGGAAGCCAAACUUAUUACUGUACUAGCAUCGCUGCUUAACACAAGAAUGUACUCGUUUUUAGCUCACCUGGUCCAAAGGGC
Molecule: messenger RNA, 1441 nt
Organism: Mizuhopecten yessoensis (Yesso scallop)
Lineage: Eukaryota; Metazoa; Mollusca; Bivalvia; Pectinida; Pectinidae
Exons: 5
Coding region: 1-828 (275 amino acids)
Source: RefSeq, a predicted model, not a curated record